CUAAUGUGUCGCUGUAGAGAGAGAGAGAGAGAGGCUUUUGUCUGUUUUUGUCUGCGUGAAGAAUUAACAAACACAGCAUGGAUUUGCACCUUCCCGAGAAGCAGAGCCAAGCCUUCAUCGCUGCUAGCUUUGAUGCGGAGUAGCACACGCACCGUCUCACACAACAGCAAUAACACGGUUUUUUUUUUCCCCUGAAACUCCUAACCGCUGACAUCCGCAGGCUGUCCAGCCCUGGGUGCCUCACCGGUUCCCAUUCCAACCCUUUCUGCUUGACCUGCUUCGGAUCUUUGUCUCUGUUUGUUUCCGGUCAUGUCGAUUGUGGAUCACAGCCCCACCACGGGCGUGGUCACCGUGAUCGUGAUCCUGAUCGCCAUCGCUGCGCUGGGGGCCUUGAUACUGGGCUGCUGGUGCUACCUGCGGCUGCAGCGCAUCGGCCAGUCCGAGGAUGAGGAGAGCAUCGUUGGGGAGGGGGAGACCAAAGAGCCCUUCCUGCUGGUGCAGUACUCUGCCAAGGGGCCGCGAGUGGAGAGGAAAACCAAGCUGACCCCCAAUGGCACGGAGAGUCACAGUUAACUCUGAACCCCUCGACCCCACGCCAAACCCAGCCCCCGACACCUCCACCUCCCCACCAUCUCAAGACUCGUUCUGUCUGUCCCAAGCAGCGCUGUGAAGAUCCAAGGUAGCUUUCUUUCUUGAAGACUCUGUUCUCCCUUGACUAGGCUGACACAGAUUCUCUGGAGGUGGGCAGACAGUGUCUUGUGGCUUCACAGUUUGAGAGUUUAUAGAAGGAAAUGCCUGCACUGCACUGCCUGGACAAAAUAAAUAAAAAAGACUCUUAGCCAGCAUUUCUGUCAUUCUUUCUGCACUGAAUGUCAGACUUGCAUAUUCAGCCGAGUCUUUUGAUGAGGCCACUUCUACUGCUGUAGAUGCUGUGUAACUUGUGAACUAUAGAACAAAAAGAAUCGAGAACUGGAGGAGACAGCAAAAAACAUCAAAGACACUAAUCAGAAAAUGAGGCAGGCAAUUAUGUUUAACCAGAGGACAAUUGUGUGUGUGUGUGGAUUUUAAUUUUUUGUGUUCUUCUAAGGCUGGGGCAAUGUAUCAUUUUUAACCAUCAAUAUCUUUUUUCCAAAAAAGCCGAUGCAUCGAUUCGACGUUGUGAAAGGGUAUAAACAAAUCCAGCAGUAAUGCACAUGGAGCUGUGGAUUACUGUGCAACAGUGCUAGUAAAAAGUUAAAAACUAUUCUACUCAUUAAAUUACAUCAGUUUGUGCGUACAGUAACAAAACUAAAAAAAGAUGUCAUCAUUUUCUUACCUUAUCCUUGUUGAUUUGUGCCAUUUGAGGGUCAAAGCAAAACCCACUGAUUUUUUUUUUUUUUUUUUUAAAAAGGGGGAGCUCAGUCCAUACGCAGGUUCAGAGAAUCACACUUGAGGGGAGCGAGGGAACUGUGCGCUGAAAUCCCCCCAAAAAAUAAAACUUCCCUUUGUUAAAACCUCUAACCAGAAACGAUGCACAGGCUUGACUAUCGAUAAGUGUUCAAACGAUGCGAUGCAUCACCUCAGCCUUAAGUUCUUCAGUCAGGGCAUGUCAAUGUCUAGCCAACCAGUUUUUUUUUUAUUUUCCUUAAUAUUUCUGAGAACGUGUGUUUACAGAAUCGUCAUGUUUUUUCUGUGAAUAGUGCUAGGUUUGGAGUACAGUAGCUGCUGGUUUUUCUGUGAAUCCUGCUAGGUUUGGAGUACAGUAGCUGCUGUUUUUCUGUGCUGCCCUCUGCUAGGACGCUGCCCAGCUCUUACCCUCCAGGACUCAUGAAGGACGGCUGGGGCGUGGUUUCCAACCCCACUGUCUGGAAAGUCCCUGGAGGUCCUUGGGUUGGCUGAGCAGUCUCGUUUCCUUUACAGUGAGAAAAGCAUGUUGAAAUGAUAUGACAGUAAGAUAGGUAAGAGUAUGUUGUUUUUAUAUUGAUGCCUUUUCCACUGAAACUGGAAUUGAAAUACAGUACGUUUGCUAUUGUUCUUAACUGAGAGAUGACCAACGUGGUCUUAUUUUGGAUGAAGUUUGAACUCUUGAGUCAUUGUUCAUAAAGUCCUUUCUACCCCCACUCUGCAUUACUAAGAUAAACUAACAAAUGAAUCCCUGCUAAUAGCAACCAAUCCUUGGACUUCAGGUUUUAAAUAUGCAUGUAUUUUUACCGGCAGAUCCCACUGAGAAUGAAGCCUUUUUUACUGGUUAUGAAAUCGGGUUAACUUUACAGGCAGGUAUCUGUCUGAUGUGCGCUCGUGAGGAACAUGAACAAUGAUACUGAAGGAUUGAUAAACUAUUAGACUGCCCGUUGCUUUGUGAGAUUACUAACAAUUAUGUUGAACUUUUUUAAAAAGCAAAAACGGCCAAGGUCGUUCACCCGAAUGUAUUUGAAAUGAGAUUUCAUUAAGAGACACAUGAACAAGAGGACAGCAUUGCUGUAGGUGAAAUGGGCAUGUCUAAGCUGCAUUGAGGAAAGUGUGCAUGUGAAAACUUCAUUGGCUUCUCAGUGUGUCAGCGUUAUUAACCCUUUACCUGCUGGCAGUCUCCGCAGCGCUGUGUUCCCUGUGCUGGGAUUGCGUUGCGAGAGUGUAAUCUGCUACAUGUUGUCUCUCUCCAUCUGCUCUCAUGGGUUUCUGUACCUUCUGUAACUCAAUAAAACUUUGUAGGUACUUUC
Molecule: messenger RNA, 2696 nt
Organism: Acipenser ruthenus (sterlet)
Lineage: Eukaryota; Metazoa; Chordata; Actinopteri; Acipenseriformes; Acipenseridae
Gene: snn
Product: stannin
Exons: 2
Coding region: 310-573 (87 amino acids)
Cellular component (GO): mitochondrial outer membrane
Source: RefSeq, a predicted model, not a curated record